This is a messenger RNA of Beta vulgaris subsp. vulgaris (sugar beet), 3260 nucleotides long. Its product is annotated as serine/threonine-protein kinase BLUS1. Lineage: Eukaryota; Viridiplantae; Streptophyta; Magnoliopsida; Caryophyllales; Amaranthaceae. Bases 384 to 2555 code for a protein of 723 amino acids. The transcript has 22 exons. Gene Ontology annotation, biological process: protein phosphorylation. The record is from RefSeq and is a predicted model, not a curated record. Gene Ontology annotation, molecular function: protein serine/threonine kinase activator activity; ATP binding; protein kinase activity.
CGUGUUAUCAACUAAAUCAACGAUUCUUUUGUUGCCACGUCAAAAGUAACCCCUCCCUAGCCCUUAGAUCACCUUAAAUAUCAGUCAACGGUGUCCGUAUUCUACACCUCUCCACCAAAAAAACUCGCAAAAACAAAAAACCCAAAUAUCUCAAAAAGGAACAAAAAAGAUAAAAUUAAAAUAAAAUUAAAAAAAAGUAGGUGGUGGUGCUGCUAGUAAAUAACAAAUCCUAUAAUCUACACUAAUUUGGAGAUAUUCAUUUCAGCAGUAUCAGUAUAAAAAAAAAAGCUUUGAAAGCUGAUUUUUGAUUUUUGUUUUCGAUUAUUUUAAUUGAAUACCACUAGUGGUUUUGAAUUGAGCGGUUUUCCGAGCGGUUUUAGGGUAUGGGGAGGUCCGGUAAUGGUAUACGGAGUUAUUCAGUGAACGCUACCGAUUAUAAUCUUCUCGAAGAAAUUGGAUUUGGUGCAAGUGCCACUGUUUUUAGAGCGAUCUAUCUUCCUUAUAAUGAGGUCGUUGCUAUCAAAUGUUUGGAUCUUGAUCGAUGCAACAGCAAUUUGGACGACAUUAGGAGAGAGGCACAAAUGAUGAGCUUGAUUGAUCAUCCAAAUGUAGUCAGAGCAUAUUGCUCAUUCGUCGUGGAGAGAAACCUGUGGGUUGUAAUGCCAUUUAUGGCUGAGGGUUCUUGCUUACACUUGAUGAAGAUAGCUUACCCUGAUGGGUUUGAGGAACCUGUAAUUUGUUCCAUCUUAAAAGAAACUCUAAAGGCGUUGGAGUAUCUCCAUCAACAUGGACAUAUCCACCGUGAUGUGAAGGCUGGGAACAUCCUACUUGAUACUAAUGGGCUCGUGAAGCUUGCUGAUUUUGGUGUCUCUGCUUGCAUGUUUGACAGUGGUGAUAGACAACGGUCAAGGAAUACAUUUGUUGGAACUCCAUGCUGGAUGGCCCCUGAGGUGUUGCAACCCGGGAGUGGAUAUAACUUCAAGGCUGACAUUUGGUCAUUUGGAAUCACUGCACUAGAGUUAGCUCAUGGUCAUGCACCCUUCUCGAAAUAUCCUCCCAUGAAGGUUCUGCUUAUGACUAUACAGAAUGCUCCACCGGGACUUGACUAUGAUCGUGACAAAAAAUUUUCAAAGUCUUUUAAAGAAAUGGUUGCAAUGUGUCUGGUGAAAGAUCAAGCAAAGCGACCUACUGCAGAAAAGCUACUUAAACAUUCUUUCUUUAAACAUGCCAAGCCGCCUGAGCUUUCGGUGAAGAAACUGCUGGCAGACUUACCCCCACUAUGGGAUCGUGUGAAAGCCCUGCAGCUCAAAGAUGCUGCUCAACUUGCUCUUAAGAGAAUGCCUUCAGCAGAGCAAGAGGCUAUAUCACAGAGUGAGUACAAGAGAGGUGUUAGUGCCUGGAACUUUGACGUUGAGGACUUGAAAGCACAGGCUGCACUGGUGCAAGAAGAAGAUGAUUUGGCAGAAAUUAAGGAAUCCGAUGAAAGUGUAAAAUCUGCUGCUGGCAAUAAGGAUGCAUUAGACUCUGGAUCUUUUUCAGGAAGAUGUAUUCCCCCAAACAGUUCCGCUCGCAGAGAACAAGGUAAUGUUGAUGACGCCAGCUGUAAAAUCACAACUGGAAAUGAGUUAUUAGAUUCUGGCAGUCCUGGCAAAAAUGUUCAAGAGAAAGAUGGGGUGGAUCUCGAUAUAGUAGCAUCUGAUGGUGAGAUGUACACAGCGCAAGUGAAGGACAACUCUCAAGCAGUGAAAGGUCGUCAAAGUCAGAGUGGGCCACUGAUGCCUGGAAUCGUGCUUGGACAGACAUCCACCGAAAGAGGCCGUGUCAUUGAAAGGCCUGAAAAUGAAAAUCAGUCUGCAGCAGAGAAAAGUAACCGAGGCUCACGUAGGGUUCCGAGCUUUAGCGGCCCGCUGAUGUUACCAACAAGAGCUUCAGCAAAUAGUUUGUCAGCGCCGAUUAAACCUUCAGGAGGAUACAGAGAUUCUUUAGAAGAUAAAGCGAAGGCUAGUUUGGUUCAAAUAAAGGGCCGUUUCUCCGUAACAUCGGAGAGUUUAGAUGUUGUCAAGGAUAUGCCAGCAUCUACGUCUCGGAGAUCUUCACAGGGCUCUCCUUUACGGAAGUCAGCUAGUGUUGGCGAUUGGAUUUCUGAGUCAAAGCAAACAGUAACCAGUCUACCACCCAGAGACGUAAGCAGUGCUAAUGUUUCUGCAUCACUUCUCUUGCCUCACCUACAAAAUUUAUUUCAACAGACUGCAAUUCAGCAGGAUUUGAUAACGAGCUUGUUAAGUAGCUUGCAAUUAUCUGAAGUAGAUGCCUGUCAAAAUGGAAAGCUUUCAGCACAGCCACUAUCUAGCAGUCCAGAAAAUGGAAAUGUUGAGACAGGUGCUUCAGAGAGGGAACGCUUGCUUCUAAAUAAGAUAUCAGACCUUCAAUCAAGGAUGGCUAAUUUGUCUGAAGAAUUAAAUGCUGAGAAACAAAAAUUUGGUCUGUUGCAACAACAGCUGAAUGCAGUCUCCACUCGGGAAGAAGAUGAAGACAGGAUCGAAGUGGUUACUUAAGGGAGGCAACUUUAGUUUCUUGUACAGUGCGAGUAUAGUGUAUAUUCAGGUAAUAGAUCUUGAGCUCACAAACCUAUACUUUGGCAAUGCUAUGAGAGUAACUCAAGCUGAUACUUCGUUUCGGUGAAUAUAAAGAAGAAAUAGCUGCUGGUCCUCCUUUCUGGAUUUGGUUCCCAUCCUUAGAAUUACAAGUACGCAUCAGAGAUGUUUUUUCACAGAUUGCUUGUCUUCUUGGGAAAGGAUUGAUGAUGACGAAAAUUCUUUUCUUGAUUUAUUGGUCUAAGAAGGGGAUCUACAGGAAACUGAUUCUGCAAAGUUUCAGUUUGCCAGGAGUUUGUAUAGGCUAUUUCAGAGACUUUUGUGAAGGUGGUAUUGGUUUGUAUUUUCAUUAAAUUUUUAUUAAUUAUUUCUUCAAUGGUUUGAGUAACAUUAUAUUGGAUGUUUAUAGGUCUUAGAAUAAGCUUGAUGUGUAUCUUAAUUUUAUCCUAAACAAGCCAUGCAUGGUUCUGAAUGUGACGCUCGUGGUUUCUGGCGUUUGAUGGGAAUUAUACUAGGUUCUUGUCGUCGUCGUUGCUAGGAAGUUUUGGAUCUUGGAAAAUCAAUUAGAAAGAGUUACCAUUGUGGAUUAUUUGCCACUUGGCUUUUGUAACAAUUGCAGUAGUUUUGGCUUUUCAGAAUCAUGAAGGAGAAAUCUUUUGUUCAUAA